Copidosoma floridanum is the source of this 3267-nucleotide messenger RNA. RefSeq names its product protein no-on-transient A. The record is from RefSeq and is a predicted model, not a curated record. Gene Ontology annotation, molecular function: RNA binding. NCBI's taxonomy places the organism in Eukaryota, Metazoa, Arthropoda, Insecta, Hymenoptera, Encyrtidae.
UUGAACCAACGCGCUUGGCUUUAACGUUCUCUCUGCUCGCAAGCGUUCCCGAGGUCGCAUCGAUUACUUCUUCAGUCCCCAUCUUUCAUUGGAGGUUGGUGGACACGCUGUGAAAUCGAGUGGGGCAGCCACUCGUCGAGAGCAUCAUCGCGUCGAUCGUACAUUAUUAAAACGAGCCGAGUUGCUGAGGUAGAAGAAACGCACCACAAUCAUGGGCGAGGAAGCCGCCAACGUGAAGACCGAAAGCGCCAGUGCCCAGGACGGUCCUGAAAGUGGAUCAAACCAGGGUGGUGGUGGUGGCAAUCAGGGAGGCCCAGGAGGUAACCAGGGCGGCGGAGGUGGCAACCAGGGUGGCCCAGGAGGCAAUCAGGGCGGCGGUGGUGGUGGUAACCCAAACCGUGGUGGACCUGGAGGUGGACGUGGCAAUCGCGGUGGUGGCGGUGGUAAUCGAGGAGAUCGCAAAGGUGGUGGAGGCGGCUCGAGGUUUUCUGGAGGCGGACGAGGCGGAGGUGUCAAUCAGGGAGGACGCGGAGGUCCUGGAGGCAACCAAGGCGGAUCUGGCGGCGGGAUCAUGGGCCCCGGAAUGAUGAACGACAUGCAGAUCAAAAUGAGUGAAUCGAUGAUAGAAAAUAUGAUGGAUGAAUCAAUGUUGGGCGGAGGAAGUGCUGGUGGACGAAUGUCGGGUGGUGGACAUAUGAACAAUAUGAACAACAUGAACAACAUGAAUAUGAACAUGAACAUGAACAACAUGAACAACAUGAAUAAUAUGAACAGAGGACAAAGAGGUGGUCGUGGUGGUGGUGGAGGAGGUGGCGGUGGUGGUGGAGGACCCAGAAACAGCUUAGGUGGUGGUAUGCAAGGCAGAUCACAAGAUGAAAGAUUAAUGGAGCGUGUCAUGUCUAUAUCUGGUCCUACUCAUGAACUACCCCCCAUUGACUUGGCAGAGAAAAAGUUUAGUGGAAGGAAUCGUCUAUACGUAGGAAAUUUAACUAAUGAUAUCUCCGAAGAAGAAAUCCAGCAGAUGUUUGGUCAGUACGGUGAAACUAGCGAGCUCUUUGUCAACAAAGAAAAGAACUUUGCUUUCUUGAGACUGGACUACCAUGCCAACGCUGAAAAAGCAAAACGUGAAUUAGAUGGCUCAGUUCGCAAAGGUCGUGUGAUCAAAGUCAGAUUUGCACCAAACUCGUCCAUGAUAAAAGUGAAAAAUCUAACACCAUGGGUGUCAAAUGAGCUUCUUGCUCAUUCGUUUGGUGUAUUUGGAGAACUCGAGCGAGCCACAGUAAUUGUUGAUGACAGAGGAAAGCCCACAGGCGAAGGUAUCGUCGAGUUUACAAGAAAACCUUCUGCUCAGUUGGCCCUUCGCAAAUGCACCGAAGGCUGUUAUUUCCUCACAACGUCACUUCGUCCAGUUGUUGUUGAACUUUAUGAGCCAAACGACGAUAUUGAUGGCAAUCAAGACAAAAAUCUUCCAAAGAAGAAUCCAGAGUUUUUCAAAGCCCGUGAAAAUGGACCACGUUUCGCAGCCAUAGGAAGUUUCGAACACGAAUACGGCACAAGAUGGAAGCAACUUCACGAAUUGUACAAACAAAAAGAGGAUGCUUUGAAGAGAGAGAUGGCCAUGGAAGAAGAAAAAUUGGAUGCUCAAAUGGAGUUCGCUCGUUUCGAGCACGAGACUGAAAUGCUAAGAGAACAACUUCGUCUUCGUGAAGCCGAUCGUGAAAGGCAAAAGCGCGAAUGGGAGAUAAGAGAAAGAAAAGCCGAGGAACAGAGGACUCGAGAAGAGGAACUCAGGCGACGACAAGAAGAAGAGAUGACUCUUCGAAUUAGGCGUCAGGAAGAGGAACUUCACAGACGACAGCAAGAAAAUAAUCUGUUCCAACAAGAACAGGCUAUGCGCUUAUCGAGUGGCGCUAAAAAUUUUGACGUUAUUCCACCUGAACGUGAUGGGUACCCACCAGUUGAUGGAAAUAACUUGCCAGUGGAUCCAAAGUCCUUUAUGGAUCAGUACGCCAAUAUGGACCGCAAUAGUCGCGGUGGGGGUUACAAUGACGAGCGCGGCCAGAUAAUGGAUUUGAUGGAUAUGAGGGUUGACAUGGGUAAUAUGGGCAAUAUGGGUAAUAUGGGCAACAAUCGGGGUGUUCCGGCUGGUGGUGGCGGCGGUGCCGGUGGUGGUGGUGCUGGCGGCGCCGGUGGUGGCGGUGGUGGUCGCUGGCAGGGUGGUGGCAACGAUCGCCAGCGCCCAGGCCCAGGCCAAGGCCCGGAAGACUUUCCUAACAAGAGAAGGCGAUAUUAAAUGCCAAAAAAAAAAAAAAUAAACAUUUGGUAUAAAAGCCAAUAGUUAUGACUAAACCUUGUAACGUGGGUGACUCAAACUCUUUCCAAAGAGUUUUGUCGAAUGCCUAUCGGAUAUCUGGCUCUUCUUUUUCUACUUUAUUUUUUUUUUGUAAGAUAUUGUGCAGAUUGUUCACUUUGUCUUAGCGAUGGUACCGACGCAAUGAAAAAUAUAUUUUGAGCUGGUCAGACGAUUUUUUUUAAAGUCUAGGCUUUAAACAAAUGAAUUUCUUUUGAAAAGUUAGCUUAAGGUGUAGCUUUUAAUGAGUAGAAAGUUUUUAAGUCCAUGUGAAUUUAUGGUCCAAGGGUUUCAGUAGUAUUUCAAUUAUAGUUAUGGUUUUUGUAUAAAUCACUUUUUGCAGUAAAAUUUUUUUAGUAAUUGAAUAAAAGGCUCAAAUGUAGUUUAUAUCCUAGGACUUUGAUUUUUUUUUCUUAGUCUUAGAUGCACUAUAUUUUGCUCUUAAUAAGCAAUCAAUCACUUACGUUCACAAGCAUUACAAGGAAUGAAAUAAUUACUGUAACACUUGGAAUAAAAAGUCGAGGUGGAAAUUGAGUCUUGCAAUUGCUACAGUAUAUAUAUAUUAAUAAGUCGUAGCUCUAGGAUGAUUAUUUGACAAAUCUAUUAGAAAAUAAUUAUUCAUACUUAAUUCUGUGUAUGAAAUCAUUUUAUUGAUGUAAACAAAAGUACUUUAAUUAGAUAUGGAAGUUUUUUUUUUUUAAAGUUGUUGAAAUCAUUUAUAUUUAUUCAAACUCAUUAUUCUUAAAUAAAUAUUCAUGUGUAAUGAAAAUAUUGGUGUUUUUAAUUGCUUACGUAGCAAUAUAGUUGUUGCCUCUACUUUGCUCUUCAAUAACUACCAUUCAUGUAAUUAUGCACUUAAAUGAAAUUUGUGAAUAGUAAGAAUCAACUUUAUUGUAAUAAAUGAAUUAAUUUUGAAA